Xyrauchen texanus (razorback sucker) is the source of this 2753-nucleotide messenger RNA. Its product is annotated as phospholipid phosphatase-related protein type 5-like. Gene Ontology annotation, biological process: signal transduction; phospholipid dephosphorylation; phospholipid metabolic process. NCBI's taxonomy places the organism in Eukaryota, Metazoa, Chordata, Actinopteri, Cypriniformes, Catostomidae. The record is from RefSeq and is a predicted model, not a curated record. Gene Ontology annotation, molecular function: phosphatidate phosphatase activity. The transcript has 6 exons. The coding region runs from base 304 to 1305 and encodes 333 amino acids.
UCUGUCUUUUUUCUUUAUCAUGGAAUGCAUUUCUUUAUUUGUGUCUUCCAUGACUCUUCUUUUAUUUCUAUAUAUAGGCACAGCUGAAGGGAUUCUAGCCGUUUUCUGAGUUUCCUUUCAUGCUGCCUUCACUCGUUCAUUCACAGCACAUAAUAUUUUGUCACUUCUCUCAGGGGGGGAUUUUUUACUUUAUUUUCUAAUAUUCGUUCCUACGCUCAUCUGAAGAUUCCGAAUCCAGCCUCCGUUUCAUUCCAACCCCAUCAUCUGCGUUCUAGCACGGAUUGUAGGAUCUAAACUGGAACCAUGUUCUAUUUCCAGCUGGUGAUCAUGGCCGGAACAGUUCUCCUGGCAUACUACUUUGAGUAUACGGACACGUUCCCGGUGCACAUCCAAGGGUUCUUCUGCUUUGAUAAAGCCUUCUCCAAGCCAAAUCCUGGACCUGAAGAUGACAGCAAAGCUGCUCCAGUGCUGGUCUAUUCGCUGGUCACCGCCAUCCCCACCGUCACCAUACUGCUGGGGGAGCUCGUAUCCUUCUUCACUAAACCAGAGGACACACAGGAGAAGACCAUAGUAACGGCUGACUGCUGUUAUUUCAACACGCUGCUGAGACGCAUUGUCCGUUUUCUUGGUGUGUACUCCUUUGGCCUCUUUACCACCACCAUCUUUGCCAAUGCAGGACAGGUGGUGACAGGAAAUCAGACUCCUCACUUCCUGUCAACAUGCCGCCCAAACUACACAGUGCUGGGAUGCCAUUCGCCAAUGCAGUACAUCACAGAGCGCCGUGCAUGCACUGGGAACCCUUACCUCAUCAUCUCUGCCCGCAAAUCUUUUCCCUCAAAAGACGCAGCGCUGAGUAUGUACUCUGCUGUCUAUACGGUGAUGUACGUAACUCUGGUGUGGCGCACUAAAGGCACAAGGCUUACUAAACCCACUCUGUGUGUGACUCUUCUCUCAUUGGCUGUUCUGGUGGGCAUUGUGCGUGUAUCUGAGUACCGCAAUCACUGGUCUGAUGUUCUAGCGGGAUACCUUACUGGGGGAGCCAUUGCUGCUUUUCUGGUCACGUGUGUGAUCAAUAACUUCCAGCAGACCGAGCCUCCCCUACCACCCAUGCCGUCCCCUUUGCAGCCCCCGCGCCCAGACCCCCCGCUCAACAUGCCCAUGUUGGCCAUGCCCUGUAUAGAGAGUCCACUCGAAAAGUUCCAGGGGUUUUGUACACAGGCAUCACAUGACCAUCAGCCAUACCUGGCCCCCGCCCCUCCCGAUGUUCUCAUCCACUCUCGUCGCUCCAUCUCCAGCGCAGUCUAGACAUGCCUUCUGAAUACUCCACCUGCACCCGUCCUAGACCCUCUCUCACAAGAUCAUACUCGACUCAGGUCUAGAGCUGUCCCAUACUCACCUCUAUUGCCCCCUUCUGGAUGACAGAAGCAAUGACAGCAAUAUUGAUAUUUUAGUCUGGAUUGCUCAAUGUUUUUCUUAAUCAUCAUGGUUUCCCUUUCUUGUAUUUUGGCAGGGUAUUUUAAUUAUUAUUAAUGUUAUAUAAUUAAAGGAACAUGUUCCAUCUCAUAAUAAUCUUCCACCAAUUUCAGAAUAAUUACAGCAUAAUGCUAUUAUUAAUUGAAGGUGUUGCUAUAUUAACAUUCUGUAUCCAUUACAAAAAUAUUUUUCCAUGUAACAGCCAUACAUAAACUGAAUAUCUACUGUGAAAUGAAAGAUUUCAGAUUUUCUGAAGUGAAGGAUACAAAAUAUUACAAUUCUAUUUUUGAAAUAUAGAGAGAUUGGUAGGAUGUAGCACUCAAAUAGUAACACAUUUUUGGCUAUAGGUUCAUUUAAAACUGAAGUAUUGUUUUCUGAAUACACACUACACCUGCCGUUGAUCAAACAAAGCGAGACUCCAUUGGUUAUGUUAUUGGGGCGGGUCUAAAUGGGUCGCUCAAAACAAACAGAGGAAUUUUUAUAGUGCCACAGAGACAGUGUUUACAGUUUUCUUGAAAAUUAACCUCUGAAUAGCUUAAAUAUAGUUGUAUUGCAUAUUAAGCUGGGAUAGGAGAAAGUAUUAUAACACUGAAAAGGUUACAUCAGCUUUACUCUAUCAAGUAACAAUAGAAAAAAUAUUAGAUUAUUUCAAACAAGGGCCUAAUAUACUAACAAUAAUAUAAUAAUAAAUAAAAAGAGAAUUUCAACACUAUAGUAUUAUCUGUAAUUUAAGGGUAAAAUGUACAGGAUGUAGCAAAUAUGUACAUGUAGUUUUAUAUCUUGCAUUGUAUAAAAUGUUAUUUUUUUUCCCCUUUAUAUUGUUGAUUUAUCAAUGUACAUAUCCUAAUUGCAUCAUUGACAUUGUCAGUUUAUUUAUAUAAUUCAGAACCAAAAAAUGUAUGACACGUCAGGUUUUAUCCUAAGGUUUAUUUGGGACAACAACUGUACCACCAGCCAAACUCCAGUCCUCUCAAAUGUCUGACUGUCCCUGUCUCACCAUAAAAUGAUAUACAUUUGUAAAUAACUCUUUUACACGUUGCAAUUGCCAUUUUACAUAAGACAAAUUGGUAUGUUACCAUUAAACAACUUAACUUCAUGAGACUUGUUAAACUGAACAGAGGGAUAUAUUCUGUAAAGCUUGUUGUCAGACAUUUUGUCUAUUGAUGUUAUUGUCUAUUUUGUAAGCCAGCAUUUUUUCAACAUUGUACAUUCACUGAAGGAAGUGAGAUAACGCUUCUUUAUGUAAGACGGUGCUUGGAUGUGACUGUUCAGGUUUAGAG